AGGUAGCCGCGAGGCCACAUUAGGGUGUGUCGGUGUGUGUGUAUGUCGCGUGUGUGUGAUCAUCUUUUGUUUUCCGGGUAUUUUUAUGGCGUAGUUUGUCGAUUGCUGCUACGAGAGAUGAAGGUGCAUCUUCUUUAUAAGUAUUCAACCAACAGGUUAUGGGCACAGACGAAAGUUACGAGGUGCUGAACAUGAGGAGCGCCCUUAUCUACAAAGAUCUGAGGGGGUACGUCAACGAAACGGAGUCGAAGGCCAAACAAAAUGACGCAAUUUGGGUUAGAAAGGAUGAGAAGGCCUUAAUUUUUCUAAGUAUUACGAAGAAUCAGCUAGGCCACGUGAAGCGCGCGGAAACUUCCAGAGAGGCCUGGGAAAGUCUAAACAAUAUUUACAGAUCCAAAAGUCCGUUGCAAUAAACCUGGUCACAAGGCAAAAGAUCGCAGGUCCUCGAGAAGCAGGAGGUGCAAAAUGAACAAGAGGGAGGAUGCAAUGUCCGCCGUCGUCCUGAACACAGAUGUGAACAAACAUGAUUCUUGGUGUUUGGACAAUAGGGCUACGAAACACAUGUGCAACAACAACUCAAUAAGUUCAUAUCACUCAAUAAAAAUAAACGCAAUGACAUUUACAUCGCUGCCGAGCAACACGUGAAAUCGGCAGGACUCGGUGAAGUAAAAAUCCAGUUUAUGCAACAAAUCCACGAAUAACAUAAAACUACAAAAUGCCAUGUUUCUGCCGAAUUUGCGAAUGAAUGUAGCCUCGGUUUUGAAUAUGGUUACACGAUAAAGGUUACACGAUUACGUUUAAUAAAGACGUAAAGAAAAAUGUCUGUCAAACACAAAGAUGGCUCUACAGUAUUGGUAGCUCAUAGAGAAAGACAGUUGCAUGUAAUCACAGAAGCAGAUCAAGAAGCCAUAAUGACACGGAAAGAUGAAAGCGACUAAUCUGAAAAAUUUGUAGUGCCGAGCCACGAGAACAAAAUAUGCAGACUCAAUAAACUGCUGUACAGUUUGAAGGUACUCAAAGUACCUUGAAGGCUUGUCAGGCCGAGAAUGGUAUAGUAAGAUUAACAGUUUUCUCUUAGACAUAGGUUUUAGUUGGAGCAGCGUGAACUCGUGUGUAUAUAUAGUGACUAACGAAAGUAUUCGAAUGGUUAGGUUUCUUACUUUUAGUACAUAAAAUAUAUAUGUUAAUCCUGAAUAUUUAAAACAAUUCAGUAUGUAUAACAAGAAGGAAAUCCCAAGAUUAUGUUAGUAAAAUUAGAAAGUAAUCCAAUCGCAUGUAUAGUGUUUAUGAUAGAUUAUCUUGAAAUACAC
Molecule: messenger RNA, 1310 nt
Organism: Eufriesea mexicana
Lineage: Eukaryota; Metazoa; Arthropoda; Insecta; Hymenoptera; Apidae
Exons: 3
Coding region: 159-413 (84 amino acids)
Source: RefSeq, a predicted model, not a curated record